AUGUGGGAAAGACUUGCUCAUCAUUUAGAAGACUCACGACUUCAUUUACGCCCAAAUAUCCCAUCAAUUACAUUUAAAAAGGAAGCUGAUUUCUUACAAGGCCGAUUUACAGUAAAUUAUCCACUUUCUUUCAAUGCCGAAUUAUUUGUAUCAUCAAAAGGCUUUAAGGAUGCUUCAUUUCACCCAUCAUUUUCUCCAAAUGUUCCAUUUUAUUUAAAUGUUACUUCAGAUAAAACAUAUACUGCAGCUUUUAAUUUCAAAUUACCUAAUGAAAAACUUCCUGAAAAAUUACGUAACAAUACAUUCAAGUUUAGCCUAAGUGGUGACCAGUCAAACUAUUUAUCCAGCGUUUUUGCUCUUACUCAUCAAAAUAAAUACUCAAUUUCAUUAGCAUUGAGGCCAUGCAUAAUAGGAGGCUUCUAUCAUGGCGAGAAUGUAGGAGUAGAGUUUGCUUACAGUCUUGCAGAAGAACAACCAUCAAUGUCAGCAAUGUUUAAUAAAAGAUUCGACCGAACAGAAGUUUCAUUAAUGGCAUCGAUGUAUGGCGAAGGAACAGCACUCAUUACCUCAGAUUUUGAUAAAGUACGAAUUUCUUCAUAUCUUAGAGCAAAUCCAUUUACUUUUGACUCUACAGCCACAUUUGGAAUUCAAAUUCCAUUCGGUAAUUCCUUUGGAAACAUAUCAUUUUCAAUUCCAUCAAAAACAAUCAGAUUUGAAGCCGCAUUAAACUUACAAUACGAAGAAGACAAGAAAUCCGGAAUUACAGUGUAUUGGCCAUUUAGCCCGAAUACAAUUAAAUCUGUGUUAGCAUAA
Molecule: messenger RNA, 813 nt
Organism: Trichomonas vaginalis G3
Lineage: Eukaryota; Parabasalia; Trichomonadida; Trichomonadidae
Exons: 1
Coding region: 1-813 (270 amino acids)
Source: RefSeq, a predicted model, not a curated record